Messenger RNA from Rotaria socialis, 1569 nucleotides. NCBI's taxonomy places the organism in Eukaryota, Metazoa, Rotifera, Eurotatoria, Philodinida, Philodinidae. The record is from the annotation of a GenBank genome assembly.
AUGCGUCGUCGUACUGCGAAGUGUCGCGUUGUUAGAGUAAAAAAUCUUCAACGAAAUCAUCGACAUCACAGAGUACGACAACUAUUAAGCAUAAACGAAAAGUCACCGAAUCCAACAAGAACUCCAGCAGUUUGGAAUACAGCUUCUCUCGUAGAGGAUGUCGAUUCAUUACCGGUAACACCUAAUUUGUCGCUUGGAGCACGGAAGCACUUGCCAAGUAGAACAUCAAUCAUAUGUGUUUCUCAAACGGAAUGUCUGUCAACGAAUACUGAUACGAUUGGUAUCAAUUUUCAAAAUGAAUCUUGGCAACAUUCGAAUUCGAACAGUACAUAUAAUAGUGUGAGCAACUCAAUGAUCUCCUUCAAUAGAUUCGAUCAUAAUGUGCUUAACAAUGCAAAUCCUCUCAAGUAUGCUCAUUUGAAAAAGAGCAUCUCAUCCCGAAGUGAUUUUGAUUCUGUCAAUUCAAAACAAAACCCAAUAGAGACGAAAAAUUCUCCAGAUAACUUCUAUAAAAGAACCAAUGCUUUGUAUGCAUCAAUAGCCUAUCAUAAUCCUAAUGAUUCCACAAUAUAUACCACCGAUCGCGAGAAAGAAAAAAACAAAAGAAAACGACGUCGUCGCGGAGCGUGUUGGUUUUGUUGUUGUACACCAUGUUGCUGUUUAUUUACCGCCAUACUCUUAAGUCUAGUUUUUGCCAGUGUAGCAGCAUUGAUUGUAAUGCUCAUUGUAUCACAGACAAAUCGUGCUAUAUCAACGACAGCAACCACCUCGACAAGUAGCACUACGACUACAACAACAACAACAUCAGCAACUACAACAACAUCAACGACAACAACUUCCACAAGCACUACCACAUCGUCCACAAGUUCAACAUCAACAUCAAGCAGUACCUCAUCGUCUACAAGUUCAACUUCGACAACAAGCAGCACGGCAUCAUCAACAAGUUCAACAUCAACUACUGCUGCAUCAUCAACAUCGAGUACAAGCGCAGUGACAACUAGCAUAACAACUACUUCCGUUACGACCGUAACAACUACUUCAAGGGUAACAACUGCCACAAUUACUUCUAAUAUAUGUACUUCGGGAUGGAAAGGUGCUACUAUACUUUACCAUUGUGAUAGUUGUCCUGAUAUAAUGCCUUAUGCACAAUAUAAAUAUACUUAUACGGCUAUUUCGAAUCGAACGCGUAUAGCAUUCGCAUUUCGUGAGGAUUCUGGAUGCUUCGCACUUGAUACUAUGUCGGUAAAAAGUGUGUCGGCACCAAGUAUUGAACUGAUUGCAAACAAUGGUUUUGAAACAGGUAACUUAGCAUCGUGGACUUAUUGUAAUCCGAAUGGUGCAUCUAGUGCUGGUGCAGUGAUGUCAAACGCAGAUAAUUUGCUAUGUAUAAGCGCUAUUCUUCAAGCUCAAUCAGGAAACUAUUUUUAUUACGAUGGAGCAGUGACGAAUUGUGAUUAUUUAUUUCAAACAUUUGCAACAACUGUUGGUGAAACAUAUACUAUUUCCUAUUGGUUAUUCAAUGAAGGUACUUAUUCAGCAAGCAGUGCUGAUGUGAUAAUCAGUAUCUAA